CAGCUACUACCUGUUGAGUCCCACUAUCACACUGGCUCGUUUUGGACUAACCCCUUUUAAACAUUGGGUGUUUGAGCUACAGUCUUCCAGUUGAACCAUUGGAUUUGUCUAUUCUUCUGUAUCCGCUGAUACCAACCAUUAGUAUGUGUGAUUAACAGGGGCUGAGUUAGAGCAGUGAUUGUGAGACAAGCGCAGAAGGGGUCCGAGGCGGGGUCAAGGGGCGGUUCUUCUCAUAAAAAACGUCUGUAGAGUCCGAAUGGUGAACUACAAACUAUUAUGAACCAUCUAUGAAGAGCUGAGACUCUGACGUUUUGCUCUAUGGCGCUCACAAGCUACACAACAGUCCUUAGAAGCAUCUGGCUGUGGAACCCCAGCCAUUAAGCCUGAUACUACCCGCGUGGUCAAUGGCGUGGAUGCCCGCCCCAACAGCUGGCCUUGGCAGAUCUCUCUGCAGUAUGAGAGAAAUGGUGAGUACAGACACACCUGUGGUGGAUCCCUCAUCGCUACCAACUGGGUUAUGACUGCUGCCCACUGCAUUGAUCUGAAGCUGAAUUAUCGUGUGGUUGUGGGCAAGCACAACCUGGCAGAGGCUGAGCCCAGUGCUCAGGCUUACUUCCCAGCUAAGAAAGGAAUCAUCGUGCACAGACACUAUAACCCUGUUCUCCUGUCAGUAGGCAAUGACAUCGCCAUGAUCAAACUGGCAGAGCAUGUGACUCUGAGUGACCAGGUCCAGCUGGCUUGUGUCCCCGCCCCCGGAACCAUCCUGUCCAAUAAUUACCCCUGCUACAUCACCGGCUGGGGAAGACUCACCACCGGAGGUCCCACCCCCGACACCCUCCAGCAGGCCCUGAUGCCCGUGGUGGACCACAAUACGUGUACCCAGAGCGACUGGUGGGGCGUGUCCAUUCGCAGGUCCAUGGUCUGCGCCGGCGGGGACGGAGUGGUGGGAGGCUGCAACGGUGACUCUGGUGGCCCACUGAACUGUAAGAACUCUGUGGGAGUAUGGGAGGUGCAUGGCAUUGCUAGCUUCGUCUCCGGCCAGGGCUGCAACUACAUCAAGAAACCCACCGUCUUCACCCGCGUCUCCGACUACAAUGAGUGGAUUGAUGAGACCAUGAUGGACAACUAAGACGUGUCUGUGUGCUCUUCAAAUAAAGACCUAUAAAUACAUGA
Oncorhynchus kisutch (coho salmon) is the source of this 1173-nucleotide messenger RNA. RefSeq names its product chymotrypsin-like elastase family member 2A. Gene Ontology annotation, biological process: proteolysis. Gene Ontology annotation, molecular function: serine-type endopeptidase activity. The coding region runs from base 518 to 1129 and encodes 203 amino acids. Lineage: Eukaryota; Metazoa; Chordata; Actinopteri; Salmoniformes; Salmonidae. The record is from RefSeq and is a predicted model, not a curated record. The transcript has 8 exons.